Messenger RNA from Corticium candelabrum, 1727 nucleotides. RefSeq names its product cytochrome P450 20A1-like. Gene Ontology annotation, molecular function: monooxygenase activity; iron ion binding; oxidoreductase activity, acting on paired donors, with incorporation or reduction of molecular oxygen. The coding region runs from base 22 to 1470 and encodes 482 amino acids. Lineage: Eukaryota; Metazoa; Porifera; Homoscleromorpha; Homosclerophorida; Plakinidae. The transcript is spliced from 12 exons. The record is from RefSeq and is a predicted model, not a curated record. Gene Ontology annotation, cellular component: membrane.
UAUAACUGCUUCACCGUCGUGAUGCUUGAUUUUGUCAUUUUCGCGUUUACUGCUAUCGUCGGGCUAAUAAUCAUUCUCGUUUUUCUCCUACCAGGACCCGGAAAGGAGGAAAGCGAAAACAAAGAAAGUGCGAACAACAAUGGAAUACCGGGUGCAAGAAAGACGGAUGAAAAACUCGGCAAUUUGGGAGACAUAGCAGAAGCCGGCAGUUUACAUCAAUAUCUAUUAAAUUUACACGACAAAUACGGCCCAUUAGCCUCAUUCUGGUGGAACGAAAAACUAGUUGUCAGUCUAGCGUCUCCAGAACUCUUCAAACAGACAAGCAGGCUUUUUGAUCGACCUGUUGAUUUGUUUAAAAUGUUUGAGCCACUGAUUGGUGAGCAAAGUAUCCAGUAUGCUAAUGAAGAGGAGGGCAAGUGGCGACGUCAGAACUAUGAUGUCAGCUACAGUCAUGAUGCUGUCAAUGAGAUGAUACAAACAUUUAACAAGAUGGCUGAAACUCUUGUGAAUGAUUGGCGUUCAUAUCCAGCUGGAGAUCACAUUCCUAUCCACCAACAGUUAGUCGACAUAGCAAUAAAGACAAUCAUCCAUACUUCAUUCGGAGAUUUCUUCAAAAAUGAGGAGGAAGUACAAUUACUACGACAGAAUUACAACACAGUGUGGUCUGAUAUGGAGGAUAGACUUGGUGGUAGUCACCCUGAAGAAGGAUCAGAGAGAAUGGAGAGAUUCACAAAAGCUCGGCAGUGGAUCCACGAUCUUGUGGAGCGUGUUGUUGCUCACCGGGAGAAGAGCACAGACUCGUUCAGCAAAUUUGUAUUUAUCGACAAUCUGAGAAACCUCAUGGAAGUCUCAGAUCCAAGAUUAUCCUGUGAUGCUGUUUCUUUCAUGAUCGGCGGCUUCCACACGAGCGGAAACAUGUUGACUUGGGGGUUGUAUUUCCUUGCCACUCAUGACGACGUCCAGCAGAAAUCGUACGAAGAAGUAGAAAGCGUUAUUGGUCAUACAGGCCAGGUGACACAAGACGGCAUCAGUCAAUUAAAGUAUCUCAAGCAGGUGAUUGAUGAGACGCUUCGUACAGCCGUUGUAGCACCGUGGGCUGCACGUUACGCACAUGAAGAUAUUGAGCUGAAUGGAUACACAAUACCCAAGGAGUCUUCGAUGAUCCAUGCCCUUGGUGUCGUCUUACAAGAUCCUGAAAUAUGGCCCGAUCCAGAAGAAUUCGAUCCCGAUCGUUUCUCACCCGACGCCAGCAAAGACCGUCAUCCCUAUGCCUUUCAACCAUUUGGAUUUGCAGGAAAACGCAAAUGUCCCGGCUACCGAUUCUCCACUGUAGAAGGCAUCGUCGUACUGGCAAAGAUACUACAACAGUUCAAGUUGGGAUUUCCGGAGGGUCAAUUGGUUGAGCCAGUAUACGGGCUAGUGACAAGCCCCAAGGAAGAACUAUGGAUCACAGCUACUCCAAGAGAGUAACUCUCUGCAAUGUCACAUUUAAAUCAACAGCUACUACUAAUUGUGAAGGUUGGAUCACAAUAGAUAAUAGAUAGAAAACGAGUGACGAUUAUAAGUUUUGUCAGUUUGAUUUGCUGCAGAAAUUUGCGAUUUUUUGACAUGUUGGUACUUUGUGUUUUGUGAGAAGAUGUACUGUACACGAUUUGUUGUUUUGUUGGCAUGCAGUUUGGAGUAUUGAAAUGUGAUGACAAUACAGGCUGUAGAGCUGCUGAGUAUGA